GCUCUCUCCUGCUGGCUUGUUGUGGGCUCCGUCUCGGCGGAGACUUUUCCUGCCAAUCUGUCCAAUCAUAGUUUACUGACAGGGUGGAAGUUGGUCUCCACGUCGUCCUCAUACAAAACUGUGUCAGUUCAAAGCUGUUACGUGGAGAUUCAGCGAAAAAGUCGACAACGUUAGUGAAGUUUCUGUGAGUUACGACGAAGCGAUACAAACUAAAGUAAUAUCCCCCUGCGGUUGAAGGUGACCAGAGCGAUACGGUAUGGGAAAUUAACAUUUAUACUUGAUAUCUUUGUGCUGGGCUAUGGGUGUCAGACACUUCUGUAUUCCUAUAUGACAACACCGACUACCUCUGCUACUCACUGUCAUAUGUCUAGCAUGCCACGCAGGCAGCUAACUUCUCCAAAGAAAGAAAAACCUCGCCUACAACUGAGAAGUGGCCUUAACAGUAUGAUACUUUGACAUUCUUCACAUUUUCACCUGGAUUUCCACUUUUAAACACCCAAAAUGAUGAAGAUUAGGAGAUAUUUAAGGGGGAGUGGGAGGGUACUUGCAUUUGUGUUCAUUGCCUCUAUUAUUUGGCUAAUGCUUGACAUGGCUGUACUUCGCUUGUCAAUGAACGAUGUGAACAGUCAGCUGCUGAAGGAGCGAGUGAUCAGAGAAAGGGAAGAUUUUAAACAGUCCCGGGUGACACAGGUGGUCAGAAGGGGUUUUAAAAACCCAGUUCAGAGGGUAGACUUUGCUGUUACACAUGCUGUUAAAGGACCACUCAAUCCAAGCCUCAAACUAGCCAAAGGGUACAGACAGGGAGGCAAGAAACAAGAUCCCAUUUUGGAGGACAAAAAAAAGAUAAACUCUCUACCUCACCAAGUAAAUUAUAUGGCCAACAUUGACCAGCAAAAAGAUGUUGUUUCUGAACAUAAAGAAGGAGGGGCUGUACAAAAUGUCACACCGAAGCUGGGAGUUCCUGCAAAUAAAAGAGCAGUAAACUUGGAUUUGAAUGUCAAGAAAGUAGAGAAAAGUAGAGAAACAGUUGUCUCUGCUAAAGUGACAUUACCUUUAGUAGUGCCUAAAAUAACCCAAGCUCCUCCAGGUGUUCAGGAAGCAAAACAUGGACCACUACCAACCUCAAAGAAGGGACCCAUUAAAGCAGAGGGUGUUGCACAAAAAGCUUUGGACAAAAUUGAAACAAAGACAGACGUAGUCAAGGAGAAAUCUGAGACUAAGACUGGAGCGAAAGUGAGUGAGCUUAAGAACAAAGAGGCCCACCCUGUUGAAACAACAUCUAAACCAGUCAACAAGGAGGUCAAAGGAAAGGAGGAGAAACGGGUCAAGACGAUCACCAAGGCUGACCUGAAGGCAGCGAAACCUACAAUCAAGCUCCAAGCAGGAGAGGGCUCCAAGGAUAACCCCAGUGCUGUCAGAAAACCAGGUGUCCACAAAAUGCUCUCUCUGGACAUGACUAACGCUCCCAGAGAUGUUAACGCAAUGGGUCAGUUUGGUCUGGCAGCACUGGCCUCCAGUAACGAAGAUAUAGAGGUAAAGAAGAGAUGGAACGAAGGGCAUUUUAAUGUCUUCCUGAGCGACAAGAUCCCAGUGGACCGAGCCAUCCCCGACACCAGGCCUGAUAUGUGUGCACAGAAUCUGGUCCAUGAUGACUUGCCUUCCACCAGUGUGAUUUUCUGUUUUGUGGAUGAAGUGUGGUCCACACUCCUCCGCUCUGUUCACAGUGUGUUAAACAGAUCUCCACCACACCUCCUCAAAGAGAUCAUUCUAGUGGAUGACUUCAGCACCAAAGACUAUCUGAGAGAGCAGCUAGACAAGUACAUGGCUCAGUUUCCCAAAGUGCGAAUUCUUCGUCUGAAGGAGCGUCAGGGUCUGAUCAGGGCCAGGAUCGCAGGAGCUGAUAUAGCCCAAGGCGAGGUCCUUACCUUCCUCGACUCCCACAUUGAGUGUAACGUGGGCUGGCUGGAGCCGCUGCUGGAGAGAAUCUACCUGGAUCGUAAGAAGGUGCCCUGUCCGGUUAUUGAAGUUGUCAGUGAUAAGGACAUGAGUUAUAUGCUGGUUGACAACUUCCAAAGAGGUGUUUUCAAAUGGCCUUUGGUGUUCGGCUGGAGCGCAUUACCAGAGGAGUACAUUAAGAAGAAUAACAUGAGCAUCUCCGAUCCCAUCAGAUGUCCAGUUAUGGCUGGAGGCCUUUUCUCCAUAGACAAGAAAUACUUCUAUGAGCUUGGCACCUAUGAUCCCGGCCUGGAUGUGUGGGGUGGGGAAAACAUGGAGAUUUCAUUCAAGAUCUGGAUGUGUGGAGGGGAAAUCGAGAUCAUCCCCUGCUCUCGAGUGGGACACAUCUUCCGAGGACAGAAUCCUUACAAGUUCCCGAAAGACCGGCAGAAGACGGUGGAGCGUAACCUGGCCAGGGUGGCAGAGGUCUGGCUGGAUGAGUACAAGGACCUCUUCUACGGCCACGGCUACCACCACCUGCUGGAUAAAAAGAGCACCAACAUCGGCGAUCUCACCGAGCAGAUCGAGCUGAGGAAGAAGCUCCAGUGCAAGAGCUUCAAGUGGUACCUGGACAACGUGUUUCCAGAUAUGAACGCACCUUUAGCCAAAGCUGAGGGCCUGGUCUUUAAUCAGGGCUUGAGAAAAUGCCUCAAUAUGCAGCAAGGCUCUCUGUCCUUUGAUAAAUGUGAUCUCAGCAAGCAGAGUCAGCACUUUAAUUACACCUGGACGAGGCACAUACGGCAGCAAGAUCUAUGUCUCGCUCCCCAAGGCAAGGGCAGCAGCUUCGCUUUACAAUUAUGUGACAACGACAAGCCUGAGCAUCGUUGGUUCCACAAAUCAUCCAACUCCGCUCUGGCGGAGCACCUCAUAGCAGAGUUUGCAUCCAAACACAUGUGCCUGGAGGCGGGGCCUCUGGGUGACACUCUUCGCCUAAAUCCAUGUGAAACCGGAAAUGCCUUCCAGAAGUGGCAGUUCACACACUACCACGCUUAGUGAUGAGACUGAACUGUGUCACACAUGCACUAUAGAGACCUUCAGUGGCCUACACUACACUACAGUCUGCAGCUCGGACUCAACACACCACUGUCCAGAGGAGGGAAGCGCUUUGGUGGCAGGAACAUGUGGGGCAGAGCAGAGUUUGGGGAUGUGCAAUGUUUCUAAUUUACUUUCAUCAAAUCAUCAUGGACUGGCGUAGAGUUUUAAACUUGUGUGCCAGAGGAAAGGCAGCAUCUCCUCUCUGUUUUGGAACAAUUUGAACCGGGGAAUGUCAAAGGGAUUCUGGUGAAUGUCUGUGAACACUUUAUAUUAAGCACAACAUAUCUCACUACCAAAGAUAAACAGUGCCUAUCAGAUGUCAGAUGUAAAAAGUGAUUUUCAUUCUCUUCAUUUUGUGUUGGGAAUAAUUGCAUGUAAUAUAGAAUGUAUUGAACAUAUCACAUGUUUUCAGCUAAACAUCAUAUUUUCUUCAUGUCAUGUACUUUUGUGUUUGACGAGGCACAUGGGGGGGAAACGGCUGCUUCUAUGCAUUCUUUUAGUGUGGUUCUUUUUUCUAAAAACGGUCCAUUUGUAUGAAUGUCUUCUUGUCACUAGAGGGAAGUGUUGGUUUAAAACACACAACAAACCUGUGAUGUUAUAUCAUGAUUUUGCGGCCUCUUAUCAAAACCCUUAAACCAGAUAAUGAUGGAAAUGCAUAAAAAUAAAAGAGAUUUUUUUUUUCGAUUUAA
This is a messenger RNA of Gymnodraco acuticeps, 3719 nucleotides long. RefSeq names its product polypeptide N-acetylgalactosaminyltransferase 5. Lineage: Eukaryota; Metazoa; Chordata; Actinopteri; Perciformes; Bathydraconidae. The transcript is spliced from 10 exons. Gene Ontology annotation, cellular component: Golgi apparatus. The record is from RefSeq and is a predicted model, not a curated record. The coding region runs from base 502 to 2988 and encodes 828 amino acids.